CUCAAUAUCUUCUCAAGUUACCAAUGUGCCGGUCACUCAUAGAAUCAAGAGCUAGUAUUGGGGAAUUCAAGGACAUUUACGUUGGACUUCGGUGAGGAAGGGCAGUAAAAUCUCAAUCAAUCGCCUCGCCAAACGACGUCAUACACAUCACCCAGCCCAACCACUUAACAUAUACAUCCAAAACCUCAACAUCAAAACAACAAAGAACACAAGAUGCCACAACCCAAAUCCCUCCCAAAAGGCCGCUACACCCGCCAACGCGCCGCCCGCGCCACCCGCCGACACCUCGCCUCCCUAACACCCUCAACCUCCCAUCCCCAGCUCCAAUCCCACUUCUUCUCCACACUCCCAGCAGAAAUCCGAUUCACAAUCUACCAACACGUCCUUUCCCAACGCCACGACCACUCUCGACCCGUCGAUCUACACUCCAUCUCCCCUUUAUACCGACCGCGGCACACAUACCUUACCAAGAUCGACACAGCCCUGUUACUCACGUGCAGAUUGAUAUACGUCGAAGCCCACCGAAUCCCUCUUCGCAGCGCAACCCACCACUUCCGCUACCUAGGCUCCACAUCAUGGCUCUAUAACGGCGACAUCUGGCUGCACCACAUCACCUCGCAGCGCGGACUUGAGUUGUACCAUCUCCACGACAACCUCGUCGCGCUGAAAGCCUCAAACUUCUCUAAAUUUCUACUAAGCCAUUUGUGUUGGCGCAGGAUUACGUGGACGAUAUGUGCGUACCUGCUUCCUCCACUCCUUGCAGAGUUAAAAGAACGACAGCGCCUGGUUGAGACGCUGGCGUCCUUAACCCUACCGGCUUCAUGUCAAGAAGUUAAUCUAGAAUUCGAAACGAGAGAAGAUUUGCUGCCGGAUUGGCCGGGGUUAGAGGGGCAGAUUGAGGCGUGUAAAUCAUUAAACUUAAAGAGAAGAGAUGGGUCGGUGUUGGAGAAGGAUGAUGCAAGUGCGGUGCGGUAUACGUGGAUUGGGAGUGGUCAGGCGAGGUGGGGGACUAGUGAGGAUGCGGUCUGGAAAGAGAAGAUGAGGUAUUGUACUACGAGGCUUUGUUGGAGGGCGAGGGUGCCCAAAAGAGAGUAUAUGAGUUAUGAUUUUUUGGAUUGUUUGGGCGUGGAGGGGGAUAGGGAGGGGGUUGUGGAGAGCGUGAAGAGGUUGGAUGGGUAGGGGGAUGUAGGGAAAGAUGAGGCAUAUGCGGACAAGAGACGGGUUUCACGGCAGUCUUCAGUUUUGCAUGUUGAUGUGAGCUGUCUAAAUUUGGUUCGGUUGAUCCACUUCCGCCAGGCGUCUGUUCCUUGAACCUAGACACAUCAAGGAGCCCUUGGCUCUUGAUCCCCACCACGUUGCCAAC
This is a messenger RNA of Alternaria rosae, 1363 nucleotides long. RefSeq lists its product as uncharacterized. Bases 214 to 1179 code for a protein of 321 amino acids. Lineage: Eukaryota; Fungi; Ascomycota; Dothideomycetes; Pleosporales; Pleosporaceae. The record is from RefSeq and is a predicted model, not a curated record. The transcript has a single exon.